This is a messenger RNA of Rotaria sp. Silwood1, 1524 nucleotides long. Lineage: Eukaryota; Metazoa; Rotifera; Eurotatoria; Philodinida; Philodinidae. The record is from the annotation of a GenBank genome assembly.
AUGAAAAUAAAUAUGAAAUACUCAUGUGUCGAAUUGAAUGAUUUACCGGAUGAAAUUCUUCUACUUAUUUUCAAAAAACUGGACAAUCUUGAAGUACUUUAUUCUUUUCAAGGAGUCAAUGAACGAUUGAAUAAAAUUAUACAUGAUCCAAUAUUUACAAGUCGUUUAAGCUUUCUCAAAUGGUCAUUCAAUAAAUGUAUCAAUAAAUUUUCUUCUCAUAUAAUACUUAAUCGAUUUUGUUUACAAAUUUUACCUAAAAUUUAUACGAAAAUCAAAUGGCUGGAUCUUGUAUCUGAAUAUAUGAAAAACAUUUUAGAUGCUGCUGAUUAUCCCAAUUUAUUUGCACUCGGCCUAUAUAAUAUCGAAGAAAAGACAGCUAUAUGUCUUUUUACUAAUGAAAGGCUUGCAUCUUCUAUUUUUAAAAAUCAAAUUACAACACUUAUCAUUGGUAUUGAUCCUGAUAAAAAUGAACGGUCGACAAUGACAAACAUAUGUAAUCAUAUUUUUACUGUGUUUAUCAAUUUAAACCAUUUAAUAUUUUAUGAUGCCUCAUAUAAAAAUAAUGUUCGAUUAUUAUUUAAUAUUCCAUCUCCUAGUUUUUCGUCUUCAUCUCUUUUGGUAUUAAAUAUCAAGGUUCAAACUUUUGAUGUGUGUCUUUAUCUUCUCGAUGGUCGUUUCGAACAACUUCGUACACUCUAUAUUGAAUUGGCUAAAAUUUUUUCUCCAUCAGGAGAAAUUGAAAAUCAAAGGAAAAUCCCAAAUCUGAAGUGUUUUGUUUUGUCUUGUGCUUUGCAAACAUCGCAUUAUGAUGAAUUAAUUCUACCACUUCUUUAUCGAAUGUCAAAUUUAGAAAAACUUCGUUUAGAUCUCACGGUUAAUGUUCAAGGAACAUUUAUUGAUGGAAACAAUUUGAAGGGAAAUAUUCUUAAUCAUAUGUCACAAUUAAAUCAAUUUACAUUUGAUAUUCGUUCGUUUAUGUGUAUUAAUAAUCAAAUGAAUUUACCAUCGAAAGAAGACAUUCAACGAACAUUCAAUGAUUUUCAAUAUACUAAAAUAAUAUCUUGUGUUGAUUAUUUUCUAGAGCCGUAUAAACACGGUCAAUGUCAUAUUUAUUCAUACCCAUUUUUAAUGAGAUGUUUCGAAGAUAUAACAAAUAAUUUUCCAGGUGGAUUGUAUCCAUAUGUUCGCGUUGUAUCAUUAUAUGAUGAAUAUCCUUUUGAACAUGACUUUUUUAUUCGAAUUGCUCAAUCAUUUCCAUUUAUGGAAAAAUUAUCUAUCGAUAAUCGUUAUUCACAAAAUCAGAAAGAAUCUUAUAAAUUAAUGAAUGAUAAAUCGAAUUUAUCAAUUGCUAAAUAUUAUUAUCUUAGUGAACUUCGUAUAGAUCGAGCUCAUGAUGAUUAUAUUGAAGAAUUUCUAUGUAAUACGAAAACAUAUUUACAAAAUAAUAUUCAUCUUGAUAUCGAUUAUGAACCAUUAGAAAGAGUAACACAUAAUUUUACAAGAGAUGAUACACGAAUUAAUUGU